GAUUGAACGGUGAAUGCAAAGUCGUCACUCAUUGCAGCUCUUCUUUCAGAGGUUUUCUGAAUUGGAAAUUUGGAAUUCACACUCUCGUUAUCCUGCAGCGAAGUUGAACAAACCUGCUAAUUGUAAGCUUUGAGUAGAUCUAUGGAUUUUGACAGUCCAGAUACAAAUGUCAUAAGUACUCCCAGGAAUACAAUAGAUGGACUUCACUUCUAUCCAGUGUCUCCUGGUGGCUCAGGUGAAGGCAUGCCUUAUGCCCCUGAAGAUUGGCCUAACCCAGGUGAUAAUUGGCGUUGGAUGGUCGGAAAACGAGUUAAAGGUUCAUGCUACAAUAAGGAUAGAUACCUGUAUCUACCAAGACGUCUCGUGAAAGCUGGACAACCAAAGUGUUUUCGGAGCAAAUUUUCAGUUGAGCAAUAUAUCCAGUCAGCAUUUCCUGGCACAGAUGUGAAUGCUUUCUUUGCAUCAUUCAGGUGGAAUAUUCCCUUGAAAUGGUUCAAUUCAAAAGAAGCUGAACUUUUGGAGGCUGACUCUCGUUUAUCACGCACUUGUAAGGCUGGCAACAACAUGUGUAGCAGUUUAUCAGGAGUAUCUGAUCCUCCUCCGUCAGAAGCCAUGUUUUGUGAUAUUUGCUGCAGUGAACCUGGUUUUUGCCGAAGUUGUUGCUGUAUUCUUUGUUCUAAGACUAUCAGUUCAGCAUUUGGUAGCGAUAGUUACAUUAGAUGUAAAGCGAUAUUGCCUGAUGGGUGCAUUUGUGGGCACGUUGCUCACAUAGACUGUGCUCUUCAGGCGCAUAUGGUUGGAACAGUAGGAACAAGCUAUGAUUUGGAUGCAGAGUAUUAUUGUCGCCGCUGUGAUUCAAGGACAGAUCUCGUUUCACAUGUUAUGGAACUUCUACAGAUUUGCCAAUCUAUUGAUUCUCGAGAUGAGAUUGAGAAGACUUUGGAUUCUGCAAUUAGUAUCUUGCACGGCUCAAGAAAAAUGAAAGCAAGGCAGCUAUUACAUCAUAUUGAAUCAGUGAUGGCAAAGCUUAAGAAUGGAGCUAACUUUGAAGAUAUGUGGAAAAAGGAAGAGUCAGGGUUAGAAGUAUUAACUGCACAACCAAAUGUGACAAAGAAAAAGAGAACAACUCAUGGCAAGCCUAGGAAAGACGAUGCGAUGUGGAAGAGACAAAGAAUGACUGCUCAACCAAAGGUGACAAAGAAAAGGAGAACAACCCAUGGCAAGCCUAGGAAAGACAUUGCGAAGGGGAAGAGACAAAGAAUGACUGCAGAACCAAAUGCGCCUGAUGCUGAUAAUGACUUCACGAUAAGCCCUUCAUUGUUUCUGCACAGGAUACAGAGUGGAAAAAUAGUAACUGCUGGGAUAGUGAAUAUUUGUGCUGCAUUUGAUGAGAUGACCAUAGACGGUAGAUCUCAAACUGUUGUUGAUCAUGAAGCUACACUGCACACAAAAGCUGUGGACAUUAGAUGUAUUGAAACACAGUUGCAGGUAGAUGAGCAGAUGGCUCGAAAGUUGAAUAAUGAAGAAGUCCAACAUGACAAACAAAUGUCAUUCUCUUCAGACAGCAUGUUCAGAAAUGAUGAAGAAACUGUUGUAGUUCAUGAGAAUUCAGUUUUAUCUGAAGAAUUGAAGAGAGUGAUGAUUUGGAGGAGUUGGAGAGUAAUGCCUAUUGCCAGACUGGUGAAAUAUUUAUACAUGAUGGAAAAUGAAGAAUAUUUUGCUCUCAGAUGGCUGAAUACUAAUGACAUCGGACAAGCCUUGAGACUGAAUUACAUCAAUAAAGUUUACAUGGAAAAGUUGAGUGAACUAAAGAAAGCUGAGAAAUGCAGGGUGGAUGGCAUGAAGGAAGAGAGAAGAAAGUUGAAAGGAAUCUUCAACGACAGCAAUAAGGCUAAAGUAUGAAUGUCCAAGAUGAUUCAACCAUGGCAUACUUCCAGGGAACAAGAUAGAUGAAGCUUUUAAGAACUAUCAGAAGGGAAUUCUCAAUGAAUCUUUUUGCCAGACUACUUGUUGGUCAACCCUCUGAUAUGAUAAAAAAAAGUAGAAGGACUAAGGGGGAACCACACUAAUCUGUUUUUACAACUCUUUUGGCUUAAGACUUGACUGUAAUUUGUUCUGUAAUAUUUUGUAGCUAAAUGUAUCAAACUCUGUUGUGAAUAGUUUUUGAAUGCUUAAUGAAAAUCUGUUUUCU
Molecule: messenger RNA, 2191 nt
Organism: Ipomoea nil (Japanese morning glory)
Lineage: Eukaryota; Viridiplantae; Streptophyta; Magnoliopsida; Solanales; Convolvulaceae
Exons: 6
Coding region: 142-1902 (586 amino acids)
Source: RefSeq, a predicted model, not a curated record